This is a messenger RNA of Racocetra persica, 167 nucleotides long. NCBI's taxonomy places the organism in Eukaryota, Fungi, Glomeromycota, Glomeromycetes, Diversisporales, Gigasporaceae. The record is from the annotation of a GenBank genome assembly.
AUGUCAACACAAUUGCAAGAUGAAUUUGAAGACAAAUUUGAACAUGAAUCAUUGUUCCUAUACCUUGAUAAUGAAUUAUUUCUAUAUUCAUAUCCUGAUGAAUCAAACCAAAGCGAACAACCUUGCCCAGAUGAGUCAUCAUCACAAACAGAAUUCCAAAAUACUAA